Messenger RNA from Phaeodactylum tricornutum CCAP 1055/1, 3858 nucleotides. RefSeq lists its product with no specific name. Lineage: Eukaryota; Bacillariophyta; Bacillariophyceae; Surirellales; Neidiaceae. The record is from RefSeq and is a predicted model, not a curated record. The transcript has a single exon. The coding region runs from base 1 to 3858 and encodes 1285 amino acids.
AUGUCGCUAUCUUCGACAGGUCAGUACUCUUAUGCUGUACGUACUGAGAAAGGAGUUCGCUAUCUCAGUAACGAGGAUGAGAUCAAAGACUUGGUCCGAAAAUCAAUUCAGCGCGCGAAGAAAACGUCCUGCUUACUGUCACCGGAACGUGUAAGUCUUCCAGAUAGUCCGGGGAAAAGGAGUGUUCUUUCCUCACUAGAUAGAGUCGAAACACAAAGGCGGGCAUCAGAGUCUUGUCCACGUGAAAACCUGAUGGCGCCGGGAAUGAAUUCUGAUGGAGAUAAAUCAGAGACUGCUAGUCGCAUCCAACCUCCAUCAUCCCCGCUAUCACCUUCGUACGUGGUAAAGACCGAGUCUGGUGACCAGAUCAUGAUGUCAAAGGAACAAAUGAAUCGAUACGUUAGAUCUUCCAUUCAAAGAGCCAAGGAAAGCGCCGCUACGCAGCAGAAGAAGACAAUGUCAAAAAAGAAUUCUGUCUGGCCGAAAGUUCGAUGUUCCAACACGUCGGACUCACCCAAAACAACGAAUCACUUUUCCUUUUCUGAUUAUGGAGAACUAGCUUUGGAUGAUCGGAGUACACCAGCAUCUUGUCCUCCGAUGAAACCGGCGAAAAUCAUUCCCAAGAACUCGUGUUCACCAUUCACUGCCAAUGAAGCACUCAUUUCACCAUUUACUAGCAGCAAAUCAUUUGUUAGCAAGACUCAGCAGCUGGAGGUUUCUCGUCCAUUCUUUACUCCGCCCGAUGACAGACACAAUAGACAAGAGCAUAGCGAAAAGUACGAUAAAAGGCAACGCCAUUCUCUGAUGGAAGAUGAAUCCAGCAGCACGUUAUGGGUCAAUCCUCUCCCUCGAUUCUCGUGGUCUUCCUUAGACAAUAGCCAGGAAGGGGAGGAAGAAUGCUCACUUGCUUCACCUAUGAUCGAAUCCAAGCUACCGAUUGUUAUUGGUGAAUCAAAGUCGAAUUUGCACCAUUCAUGUGUCAACUCAGCUAAAGCAACAAAGAGUGGUAUAGAAAUCGGCGGCGAAAAGAAGUGCAGUGCAUUGAACAAUGCUUCAAAUUCUCAAGAUCCAAUUUACCAAGCAAAUAACAGGAUAAUGAAUUCUGAUAUUGAGCGGAAAAUUUCAGCGAAGAUAACCAUAAUAAAAGAUGGCUUGUUUUCGGACGUCCUGUUGCAGGCACAGGAGGGUGAUGUGUCGACAGAAACCGCUUCUGCGAGCAGCCUGACGUCCAAAAGCUCGCGCAACAAGCUUAUGAGAGACCGAUACACUUUGAAAGUAGCUGAGGAUCCUGAAGUUGCCAACAUGACACUCGAAUCUACGAACGGAAACUCCAGCCCAAUUCCAUCGAACCUUGCAAAUGAGAUGAAAUUAAAUUCGGCUGGAAAGGCGGCGUCACCGAGUUCUCGUAGUCCAGAUCCCAAAGCAAUGCAGUCACCAAGUUUGCCAAAUUCUAUCGAAGAUAAAUCUAAGGCUGAGAGUGGCCGCGCAUCAACAUCACCUCGAAAACUUCGACUCCAAGCGAUGAUGGCCGCUCGACGGGCAGCUCUUUGUAAAUCUCCUCCAAAAGAGAAAAUCGAUGUGAACACCAAGUCUGAAGAAUUCACUUUAUGCGAUAGCAAAAAUGCUAUACCUGGUUGUUCAACCUCUCCUAUUUACGUGACGGAAGUCGAUCUUAUCAAUAGUCACACACAAUCCCGACAACGCAGGAGCCAGAUAAAUGUUACAAAAAUUUCGACACAGCCGGAAAGGUCCGCAACACACAAUCACUUGCCUGAGCAACUGCCUACCCUCCUUUUACUGAAAGAUGAAAAGAAUUCAAGUGAAUACUUGACCAUGUCGAGUCACGCAAGUAAGGAUGAACAGAUAAAGGAUCCAGUAAUUGACCGUUCUUCUUAUUCCAAUGAAAUCACGCCACCUACGACUUCGGAUUUAGGUAAAUACCAUCAGCUGGUACACACAUCAUCUGAUAAAAAGAAACAUUCGACUCAGCCAUGCGCUGAAAACGCAGAAUUUACAAUGGAAGAGUGCGAUGUCGAUCACUCGCCGCUUCCAAUGAGAAUACGGGAAGACCUGGACUCACCUUCGAACGGCAGUAAGGUGGACAAGCCCGAUCAAUCCGACGAGAAAGAAGAUCAGAAAACCCUUCCCUCUAUUCCUGUAGAUGAAAUUGCGGCAACAUCAACACAAAUGACGACUGAGAGCAGACCGGUCGAUUGGCAUACCAAAGACGACCGACCGUUCGUUGAGAAUGAAGGAAAGACAGAAAGUGCUAGAUCUCACUCACCGGACGUGUUCGACGGUUUACUGUUAACAAGCAGUGACGACAAUGUAAAUUCAAUUCCAACACAACUUCAAUCCCUAGAUUCCAAAUUGCCGCCGAAAGGAGUGCCGGCAUUAAUCCAAGAAACGGAUUGUGAAUCGAUGCCAACCAUUGCCGAGCCAAAUGAAUUCGAAAUCGGACACAGAAAACUGGACAAGGUUGAAGCUUCCGUAGUUUUACAUUUCACUGAUGCAAACGAAAAGAGUCAGGUGAUUGCGCCUCGAGAAAGUAGUGUCCUUCCGAUAUCGAAUGGCGAAAACGAAACCUCAAUGGAGCAACCAUCCGGACUUAUGGAGCAUAGCAAUUCCAUCACAAAGCCUUGUGCAGUCUUGAAGCCCGUCGAUGUGGCUAUAGUCAGUAGUCCAUGCGUAGAGAGCUCUAGUCGGCAAACUGUUGCGACAACUAUUGAAGACCAGAGUGGCCCUUGGACUCGGACCGAUUUCGGCAAUAGGCCCCAGUCGGAGCAGCCUACGACACCAAAGUGGUCACACAACCGGCAACGAACUGUUGUUGGAGAAAAGUGCGACACUAGAUACAAAGAUUUAAGUCCGGACAUUGACAUCUCGCUAACGCUGAGUGAUGGGGGUCUCGCCGAGGCAGCAAAAGUGGAAAUGAUGCGAAGCCGACCUGCCUCUGGCUCUGUUUCCAUAGCAAACUCUCCGUUUGCGCAGAGCGAUGAUGAGUCUCUAGAGGCUAAUCAAGACAGGCGUAUUUCCCACACGCCGAAGCGAAAACGCGCAAUUAAGCGGCAUUUACCCCUUCAUCACACGACUUUCAGACACUCAGUUCAGGUUGAUUCUCCAGCGCAAACUCUUCGCCGGAGCAAUCGUUGUCGAAACGCUGGUAGGUCGUCUCGAAAGAUUAAGAAGUACGCCAAACCUCGCCAUGACGAAGGCGAUGACCCAUCGGAAGUGAUUGUAACCGAUGAGCUAUUGUUAGCAAUCGCUGCAUGGAAAGGAGUCAAACUUACUGCAGGCGAUUUUAAUAAGAUUCUUGAAUCCCAAUCGGUUAGCGGCUCUGUUGCCACAAGGGAGACUAUCAACCGCACCAAAGGUCAUUCAGUUUCAUUUUCUCCUCACGCCAUUGCGGCAUCUAAAAUGCAGAUUUCGAGCCAGCAUGAUGAAAAGGAUCGGCGUUCCAAGUUCUGUGUAGAUUUCAUGGAUAUCUUGGAUCUGGGUCCGGAUGAGUUGACCGACGAAGCAGGUAGUUUUGUGGAUGAUGAGUCAUCGAAACUGUUCUCGAGAUCGAAUCUAGCUUGUUCUAUGGUCUUGGAAAACACAACAAACUCUAGCUUCGAAGAGACCGACGAAGACAGCAGAAUAAGUUUCAAGGAGAAGAACAUAUUCGACUCACUAGCCGACAAAUUAAAUACUAUAAUGGAGGGCAGAGACAGCGAAUCGGACAUGGAACGAUCAAAAGAAUUUAAUCUACGAUCCUUUUCAUUCUCAAGAGGAGAUCAAAGUGACACAGAAGACCACACAAGUCGAUCUUUCAGUGAAGCUGAGGAAAUCAGGCAGGGUUGGUUCAAAAUGGGAUGA